Caenorhabditis briggsae is the source of this 525-nucleotide messenger RNA. Lineage: Eukaryota; Metazoa; Nematoda; Chromadorea; Rhabditida; Rhabditidae. The record is from RefSeq and is a predicted model, not a curated record. The transcript is spliced from 2 exons. The coding region runs from base 1 to 525 and encodes 174 amino acids.
AUGCCAUCCAGUACCUCAUCUUCUUCUACCAAGUCAAUCAUCAAAUCCCGUGGAAUCAAGAAGAUUGAGAAGAGACUCACUGCUACUCAAUACGUCAGAAAGUAUACAGAAAUGCUGGUGCUUGGAGUCAGAAGAACAUAUGCUCUCGAACGACUGGUCGAUGCUGAAUGUCCGAUUCGCGCCUUCGAAGAAAACCUCACGGAGAAGGUUCUGGAGAAACACAUCGCUCCAUUGGGUAUGUACACCUUCCAUCUCAACAAAUUGGCUCAGAAAUUCGAUAAAAUCAGAAGGAAGGACCUGAUCAACGCUCAACGGAAAGUGGCAGAAUCGAGAGAAUGCAAUGCAUACAUCGAAAAUCAAAAAAUGAUUCUGGAACAGAAAACUCAAGCAGAAAUCCAAGACUUCAACCUCUUCAACUCCAACAUCAUCAUCUUCUUCAUUGUUUUCUUCUCCAACGUCGCAAUGAUACAAUUUACAUUUUUCUUCAUACAAGUUUCCCUUUUUAUAUCCUAUCUCUCUUUCUAA